CCGCUGGCCGUGCGGGUGGCCUGGCUGCAGGGCACGGUGCUGGCGGCGCGGGGAGGCUGGGUCCGGCUCCAGGACAACAGUGGCGCCUUCACCGUGCGGGGUGCGGAGCGGGUGCCUCAGGGCCGACCCUGCCUGCGCGCAGGAAACUAUGUAAUGGUGAUGGGUUUUGUUCACACCUGCACUCCAGAGCCUCUUCUGCAGGCUGUGAAGAUGACGGAUCUCUCCAGUAAUCCCAUAAACAAGAUGAUGUGGAGCCUCGAAGUGGAGGAUUUGCAAAACAGCAUCCCAUAGAUAACCAUAUUUCUAUGUUCGUAGUUCCAGAGGAACUGAAAACUUUUACUUGCUUCUACAUGACUGGAGCUAGGAUCUGAAUAUUGGAAUCUCCCCAUAGCUGCUUUUUAUCCUGCAUCCAGCUUGCAUUGAUAAAUAGCAUUCCACUGAAUAUGAGCAGCUCAAGAGCAGAUUUACUUCUUGAAUAAAUUAACAUAAUG
Gavialis gangeticus (Gharial) is the source of this 491-nucleotide messenger RNA. RefSeq names its product RecQ mediated genome instability 2 (gene RMI2). The annotation marks the transcript as partial. Gene Ontology annotation, biological process: maintenance of rDNA; negative regulation of double-strand break repair via homologous recombination; regulation of sister chromatid segregation. Lineage: Eukaryota; Metazoa; Chordata; Crocodylia; Gavialidae. The record is from RefSeq and is a predicted model, not a curated record. The transcript has 2 exons. Gene Ontology annotation, cellular component: cytosol; nuclear speck.